This is a messenger RNA of Bactrocera oleae (olive fruit fly), 330 nucleotides long. Lineage: Eukaryota; Metazoa; Arthropoda; Insecta; Diptera; Tephritidae. The record is from RefSeq and is a predicted model, not a curated record.
AAUACCACGCUAGAGGCAAUUCCACUCAUGGACAAGAAUAAGAACGGACGCGGUGGCCUGAUUGUCAACAUUGCUUCCGUGUUGGGUUUGGAGCCCGCACCACCCGCCGCCAUCUACUGCGCAUCGAAAUUCGGUGUUAUGGGCUUCUCGCGAUCAAUUUCCGAUCCUUAUUAUUACAACCUUACCGGUAUUGCGGUAGCCACAUUCUGUCCCGGUUUGACAGAAACGCCGUUGAAGAACAAUAUUGCCACUAAAUACACCUUCGAAUAUUCGAAGGUGAUUGGUGAUAAACUCAACAACACCAAGACGCAGAAACCCGAAGCUUGUGGC